Messenger RNA from Terrapene triunguis (Three-toed box turtle), 369 nucleotides. It is a transcript of the gene CTXND1, whose product is annotated as cortexin domain containing 1. The coding region runs from base 135 to 314 and encodes 59 amino acids. NCBI's taxonomy places the organism in Eukaryota, Metazoa, Chordata, Testudines, Emydidae. The record is from RefSeq and is a predicted model, not a curated record. The transcript is spliced from 2 exons.
CAGCAGAGGCCCUCACCUCCUUCACCCACCAGCCUGACCAAGGGUGGAUGUCAAGGGAAAUCUCUCCCACCGCUCAUUCUGUGGACGAUGAUGGUAGCAGUAAGCACAAACCCGGAUGAGGAGAGACACAAACAAUGGAGGCACCAACACCAGAGCCUGUGUAUGUUGAUGUGGACAAAGGACUAACAUUAGCAUGUUUCGUCUUCCUUUGCCUUUUCUUGAUCGUGAUGAUUAUUCGCUGUGCAAAAGUCAUCAUGGACCCUUACAGUGCCAUCCCAACUUCCACAUGGGAGGAGCAGCACCUGGAUGACUGAAAGGGACACUGCGGGAAGCUUUCACAGCACAACCUGGAAGGCCUUUUCAUUCAGA